GCUCCACGUGUGUUGCCCUUCCACAGGUCAGACUCGGCUCGACCCUGAAGCUGCUCCGUCGGCGCGCAGCCUGCUCCGCGGCCGCAUCCACCGACCAGAGCACCAGAGGGUACACCGCCCGCUCGUCUCCUCCAGCCCCCCCUCCCGACCGCCGGCGAUGAGCGGCGGACUUCCGGGUUUCCACAAUGCGCCGGUGUCGAGGGCCGUGGUCGUCGCCGCCGCGCUCUUCUCCGUCCCGUUCGGCCUCCGCUCCCGCUUCCUCGACCUAGGCCUGUCCCACCAGAAUCUUUACGAAAAUCUGCGGAUAUGGAGGGUGAUUGCCUCGUUGUUUGCCUUCUCGUCAUCGCCUGAGCUCAUCUUUGGGGUGGCCUUGCUCUACUACUUCAGGGUGUUCGAGCGUCAGAUAGGUUCAAACAAGUAUGCUGUGUUCAUAGUCUUCUCCAUGACGGUGUCUGUACUGCUUCAGAUCCUAGCUUUAGGUUAUCUGAAAGAUCCAUCUUUCAAUCCAUUAACAUCUGGACCAUAUGGCCUCAUAUUUGCAUCUUAUGUACCCUUCUUCUUUGACAUUCCCAUCUCAACAAAGUUUCGCAUAUUUGGACUGCAAUUAUGUGACAAGUCAUUCGUAUAUUUGGCAGGGCUCCAGCUUCUUUUCUCAUCUGGAAGACGUUCUGUUAUACCUGGACUGUCUGGUAUAUUGGCUGGGCUUUUGUACCGUCUGAAUAUAUUUGGUAUCCGCAGGCUAAAGGUCCCAGAGUAUGUAACUUCAUUGUUUUCACGGUUAUCAUGGCCCUUCUCUAACAACUCUUAUCAAAGAUUGCCAAUUGCAACAACUGAUGAGAACAUUCCUCAUCGCCAGACUCAUCAAAUGCAGGGCACGCACACAACUACCCCAGAUCCAACGGAGUCGUCAAUUGUCACGCUUGUUUCCAUGGGUUUUGACCCUGCUUCUGCAAUUCAGGCUCUUGCACUGACAAAUAAUGACGUAAAUUUAGCCUCGAACAUCCUGCUUGAAGCACAAUCGACAUAGAAACAACAUCCCAGGCUGAAGACCGAUACUUUGUAAAUGUGAAGCAUGUAGUUAACGUAUUCUUCUGGUUCAGACUAUUUUCAGGAUUUGUUAAUUUGAAAACUACAUUCCACGUAAGUUAGAACAUGGAAAAACAACGCAUGGGAACUCCCUGCUAGACUGGUGCGUUGUGUAAUAUAUCUCUGUUUGGGAACUCAGCUAUACUGCAAAUGAGUUAUGCAUAGCAUAAAAAAUGCAUCCUCCUA
Molecule: messenger RNA, 1272 nt
Organism: Triticum dicoccoides
Lineage: Eukaryota; Viridiplantae; Streptophyta; Magnoliopsida; Poales; Poaceae
Product: rhomboid-like protein 20
Exons: 8
Coding region: 158-1027 (289 amino acids)
Cellular component (GO): membrane
Molecular function (GO): serine-type endopeptidase activity; protein binding
Source: RefSeq, a predicted model, not a curated record